Meloidogyne enterolobii is the source of this 390-nucleotide messenger RNA. The record is from the annotation of a GenBank genome assembly. NCBI's taxonomy places the organism in Eukaryota, Metazoa, Nematoda, Chromadorea, Rhabditida, Meloidogynidae.
AUGAAUUUUCUGGGCAGCGCAUUAACAACUAUAAAGCCUAGAAAGGAUGACACUUUAAUUGACCGACUUAAUUAUUAUUAUACUUCUAUGAUUAUUAUUGGAUUAUCUGUUACACUUACUGCAAAACAAUAUGUUGGCCAGCCAAUCCAGUGUUGGGUUCCAGCAGAAUUUUCACAUGCAUGGGAGCAAUAUGCAGAGAAUUAUUGUUUUGUUUACAAUACUUAUUGGGUAAAACCAGAUGAACAAAUUCCUCGUCCCGUGGAUGAAAGAGUAAAUCGGCAACUUUUUUAUUACCAAUGGGUGCCUUUUUUGAUGGCAUUGGAGGCCGGAUUUUUUUAUUUUCCGGUAAAUUUUGUUUUAAAUACCUACUUGGAAUGUCCUACUUUUUAG